AUGACUUUAGUAGCUAUAGGGGCGUGCUAUCUUGACACAAUUCUAACAACACCCCAUUACCCAGGUGAAGAUGAGAAGCUUCGUGCAUCCAAAAUUAGUCGUCGGCGCGGUGGGAACUGCCCAAAUACUCUCGAAGUUCUAGGCCAAUUGUUACAAUAUAGGCCAUCGAAUGCCGAAUCAUCCUUGAAUCUCAUCACUGUCCUUCCCUCCAAAACAUCAGUGGCAUCUCAUCAAAUCCAAUCAAGCUUAGAGAAUAUGGUUCGGCUAGAUAGUUGCAUUUACCGAGAGACAUUCAAUGAGCCAGCUUCCAGUUACAUUAUCGCAAGCCAGGCCACCGGCAGUAGGACGAUCGUUAAUUACAACGAGCUCCCCGAGAUGACUUGCGCUGAGUUCGCAUCUGCUGUUGAGCCCCUACGCGCCGUAGCUAAUCGACCCUGGUUUCAUUUUGAGGUGCUCCAGCUGGUCACGGUCACAGACAUGCUAACUUGGACUCAGGGCCGUGCACCAGAUGUAACAUUGGAAUGUAUUCAUUAUAUUCGGAAACAUUUUCCAGAAGCUCAAAUCAGUGUUGAGGUGGAAAAGCCAGGCCGGCCAGGCUUGCAGGAGCUUGCAGACGAGGCAGACGUUGUUCUCUACUCGAAGGGCUGGGCCCAGAACCACGGAUAUACAUCUGCCGAGGAUUGUUUGCGGGAUCAAUCGUUGAAGAUAAGCCGAGUAUCCUUGCUGUGCUGUACUUGGGGUCAUGACGGGGCUGCAGCACUUGAACCAAAGACUGGCAACUUUGCUCAUGUCCCCGCGCAUACUGAAGGACUGGGAGUCAUCGACACCAUCGGAGCUGGAGAUACAUUUAAUGCUGGCUUGCUAUACGGUCUCAUCUAUCGGAGUCAGGAUUGGGAUUUCCGAAAGAGAUUGGAAUUUGCAAAUCUUCUUGCCGGCUUGAAGGUCACUCAAGAGGGCUUCGCAAACCUGCAGAGAGCGUUGAACUUU
This is a messenger RNA of Penicillium concentricum, 987 nucleotides long. RefSeq lists its product as uncharacterized. The transcript is spliced from 6 exons. Gene Ontology annotation, molecular function: kinase activity. The record is from RefSeq and is a predicted model, not a curated record. Lineage: Eukaryota; Fungi; Ascomycota; Eurotiomycetes; Eurotiales; Aspergillaceae. The annotation marks the transcript as partial.